AUGGGUGAACAAAACUUGUGGGAGGUGAUGAGUGUAACUCUAAACAAGAUAAAGCCCUUUUUAGCCAUGAUAUCACUUCAAUUUGGUUAUGCAGGAAUGUAUAUAAUUACUCUUGUGUCCUUCAAGCGCGGCUUUAGCCAUUGGAUUUUUGUCGUCUACCGACAUGCAGUCGCCACACUCGUGUUUGCUCCUUUCGCCUAUUUCCUUGAAAAGAAAAUAAGGCCUAAGAUGACAAAAUCAAUAUUCUUCAAGAUUCUGGUGCUUGCCUUCCUGGAGCCAGUUUUAGACCAAAAUUUGUACGGUGUGGCCAUUCAGUACACGUCGGCUACGUUUGCAGCUGCAUCCGUUAACGUCCUCCCGUCCGUCACCUUCGUAAUGGCUGUAAUUUUCAGGAUGGAAAAAGUGAAUCUGAAAAAGACAUCCAGCUUGGCUAAGGUGAUUGGUACGCUAAUAACCGUCACCGGAGCCAUGGUGAUGACGCUGUACAAGGGCCCACCAAUCGGCUUCCUCCACGGCGGCGGCGCCGACCAGAAAUCCGCCGGCAGCUCCGCCGAUCAGCACUGGGUCUCCGGCACUAUUAUGAUGCUCUCUUGCAUUGUGGGCUGGGCCGCAUUCUUCAUCUUGCAAAACAAGACACUAAAAGAAUAUCCGGCGGCCCUGUCGUUGACGUCCUUAGUAUGUGUGAUGGGGACUUUGGAAGGCGGAGUUGUGGCCGUAGUUAUGGAGCGACGCAAGAGUGCUUGGCUCAUCGGCUUUGAUUCUAGGCUACUUGCCGCCGUCUACUCGGGGAUUGUAUGUUCGGGAUUAGCAUACUACUUGCAAAGCGUAGUGAACAAGACGCGAGGCCCGGUUUUCGUGACCGCGUUUAGUCCUCUAAGCAUGAUUAUCACGGCCAUUUUGAGCGCCAUUAUUUUGGCCGAGCAAGUUCAUCUUGGCAGCUUAAUUGGGGCAGUGAUUAUAGUUUCUGGGCUUUACUCUGUGGUUUGGGGCAAAAGCAGAGAGAAACUGGGCUGGGACAAGGCAUCGCCACCGUACGAUGAGGGCAAGGCCCAAGAACUGCCGGUGGUUAGCGCUGACAUGGUCCAGAUUAGCAAUAACCCAAAGUUUAACAAUGAUAAGGCUUUCCUACAGCACGACCCAUGA
Striga hermonthica is the source of this 1143-nucleotide messenger RNA. The record is from the annotation of a GenBank genome assembly. Lineage: Eukaryota; Viridiplantae; Streptophyta; Magnoliopsida; Lamiales; Orobanchaceae.